ACUGUUUUUUUUUUCAUAUAAAUACUCCUAAACACCUUCCUCCUCAAAGCUCUCUCUCCCUCUCUCUCUCUCUCUCUCUGUCUCUCUCUCAGAAAUGGAGAAUCCAGCUGAAACAAUGGCCUUCGACAUGGAUUCGCUGCGAAACAAUCUUCCAAAGAAGAGAGGGUUGUCAAGGUACUACUCAGGGAAAUCAAGAUCAUUUACGUGCAUGGCAGAUGUUCAGUGUGUUGAAGAUUUGAAGAAAAAAGAACACCCAGAUGCCAAGAAAAGGAAGAAAUAUUCAGAGAGGGGGGAAUUGCAUAUUCCUCCAUAUACAUGUCGAAAGGUAUCUAGUACCACCCAAUGUGCCACACCUUAUGUUGGUGUGUAGAUAUGAAUAUGAUGAUUUUAUAUAUAUAUUCAAAUAAAUUAAAACCAUUUUGUAGUUGUUUAGCCAUCAAAGCAAGAAACUAUCAUA
Molecule: messenger RNA, 457 nt
Organism: Hevea brasiliensis (rubber tree)
Lineage: Eukaryota; Viridiplantae; Streptophyta; Magnoliopsida; Malpighiales; Euphorbiaceae
Product: protein OXIDATIVE STRESS 3-like
Exons: 2
Coding region: 95-370 (91 amino acids)
Source: RefSeq, a predicted model, not a curated record